Messenger RNA from Anopheles arabiensis, 1058 nucleotides. RefSeq names its product pre-rRNA-processing protein esf-2-like. The record is from RefSeq and is a predicted model, not a curated record. The transcript is spliced from 2 exons. Gene Ontology annotation, molecular function: RNA binding. Gene Ontology annotation, cellular component: nucleolus. Gene Ontology annotation, biological process: small-subunit processome assembly; endonucleolytic cleavage in ITS1 to separate SSU-rRNA from 5.8S rRNA and LSU-rRNA from tricistronic rRNA transcript (SSU-rRNA, 5.8S rRNA, LSU-rRNA); endonucleolytic cleavage in 5'-ETS of tricistronic rRNA transcript (SSU-rRNA, 5.8S rRNA, LSU-rRNA). NCBI's taxonomy places the organism in Eukaryota, Metazoa, Arthropoda, Insecta, Diptera, Culicidae. Bases 131 to 1033 code for a protein of 300 amino acids.
CAACACAUGUGUUUUGGGGCGACCAACCAGCGGCAUUUGUUUAUUCGAGAAAAGUUGCAGUAAAUCAUUAGCUAAAAAGAAACGAUUAUUUCAAAGAUUUUGUGACGUUCUUUGGCAUUGUGAAUUGGCAAUGAAAAGAAACGGAAGUAUUAUUCUCACACAAAAAAAGAAAAGGCAUAUUCAAACCCAUUCGGACGAUGAGGAUGACGAUCGCCUAUACAACAACGAAUCUAACGAUGCCGGUCAAGAGCACGAGGAUGAGGACGACGAUCUAGCCGAUGGAAGUGAACAAGAACAUGUUUCGGACGAAGAGGAUGAUGACGGGCAGGACUCAAAUGAGGAGGAGGAGGAAGAUGAUGAUGUCCGGAUGGACUCAAAUGAGGAGGAAGAUGUGGAAGCCGACGGUGCGAGUGGCGAAGGCGAAGAGGGCAGUGAGCAAAAUGAUGACGGAGAUGAGGCCACCGAAGAAAGCAGCACUGCCAAAAUUGCAACCCCACGCAACAAGGUGAAACGAGUGAAACCUUUGGUAAAGACAAAGCAAAAGAAAACGGGCGUAAUAUACAUCAGCUCCAUUCCAAAGCACAUGAAUGUGACGAUCCUGCGAUCGUUGCUGGAACCGUUCGGCGACCUCGGACGCAUUUUCCUGCAACCGGCUCAAAAAGAUGGUCAAGCUCGGUUGAAAACGGCCAGUGGUAAGUCGGCAAUGAUUAAGUAUACCGAGGGUUGGGUAGAGUUUCUUGAUAAACGCGUGGCAAAAGCGAUUGUGCCGAUGCUAAACAUGCAGCCGAUCACGAACAAGAAGAAGUCAGUGUUUCGGGACAUCCUGUGGAGCAUGAAGUACUUGUCAGGGUUUAAGUGGGUCCAUCUGAACGAGCGGCUAGCGUACGAACGGGCCGUGGCCAAGGAGAAAAUGCGAGAACACAUACAACAGAUUCGCAAGGAAGCUUCGUAUCACGAAACAAAAGUGCACCACAAAGAGGUGGCACUGAAAAAUGCCGCAAGGGAGAAGAAAGGCAAAAAUAAAAAGCAAUAAAUAAAAAUCAUUUUGUUAACGGCAA